Messenger RNA from Magnolia sinica, 1192 nucleotides. RefSeq lists its product as uncharacterized. The transcript has a single exon. Lineage: Eukaryota; Viridiplantae; Streptophyta; Magnoliopsida; Magnoliales; Magnoliaceae. The record is from RefSeq and is a predicted model, not a curated record. The coding region runs from base 71 to 1030 and encodes 319 amino acids.
UCUCCCCUCCUAGGAAGAGAAAACCAGAUAGAUUUUCAAAAUCACACAAGAAAAGGAGAGAGAGAGAGACAUGGAAAGAGACCCAGAAGAACUGCAAUACCUAAACCUAAGAGAAAUCCUCAAAGAGUCCAUAUCCAUCCCAAAAUCUUCUCCAAGAACCUUCACCAACAUCACCCUACUCCUCGUCUUCCCUCUUUCCUUCGCAAUCCUCGCCCAUUCCCUCCUCACCCAUCCCCUCGUCCAAAAAAUCAAUCAUUCCAGUUCUACCGCUAACCAUGAUUCCCUCCUUCUCCUCCUCUACCAGCUCCUCUACCUCCUCUUCCUCUUCGCUUUCUCUCUCCUCUCCACCGCUGCCGUCGUCUUCACCGUCGCUUCUCUCUACACCUCCAAGCCCACCUCUUUCUCUUCCACACUCUCAGCCAUUCCCCGCAUCCUUCAUCGCCUCUUCAUCACCUACCUAUGGAUUUCCCUCCUCAUGCUCUCCUACAAUUUCCUCUUCAUCGCUAUCAUUUUCUCCUUCGUCGCCGCGUUCCCCCCGGACGAUUCUAACGGCCCCCUUGUUGUCCUCACCUUCCUUUCCCUCUUUGUCCUCUUUAUUGCCGCCCACGUUUACAUUACUGCCCUCUGGCACAUCGCCAGCGUCAUUUCUGUGCUCGAGCCUGUCUAUGGCCUCGCCGCCAUGCAGAAGAGCCGCGAGCUGCUGCGAGGCAAGACACGUGACGCUGCGACCCUUGUCUUAAUCUACCUUCUCCUAUGCGCUGCGAUCGGGACCGUAUUCAGUGUGGUGGUCGUGCAUGGUGCCAAGGACUAUGGGCUUGUGGUGAGGGUGCUGGUUGGUGGGGUUUGCGUGGGCUUGUUGGUGGUGGUGAAUAUGAUUGGGUUGUUGGUUCAGAGCAUUUUCUACUACAUAUGCAAGAGCCAUCAUCACCAAGGAAUUGACAAGAGUGCUUUGUACGAACAGCUGGGAGGUUAUCUUGGAGAGUAUGUGCCUCUCAAGAGCAGCAUUCAGAUGGAGAGCUUGGAAUCGUAAGGGAAUGUUAACCCUCACUCUUUAUAACUAUAAUUGUCCUAUCGACAUGUUUAAUAGAAUUAUCUUUUGGAUUGGUUGGCUAUUUAUUUGUUUUUUUUUUUUUCUUUUAAGGAAUAAUUGUCGAAGUGGAUUGAAUGACUGACUGUAUAGGUGGUUUUUCCA